AUGGGACUGAAGGCGUUCAAGAUCAUUGUGGACGAGGUCGCUCCAGAACACAAGGUGCACCCCACUGGAGUCCCCAUCACAGGCCAUGUGCUUGUGGAAACCAGCAAUACAGAGGACUACAGAGAAAUCAAGGUUACACUCACAGGGCUGGGAGAAGUAGAAUGGGAGGAAGAGGUUAGGGAUGGUGAUGAGCGCAGAAAGGAGAAAUUCGAUGCAAAAGAAAAGUACGUCAAAGAGAAGGUGGUGGUUUGGAAAAAAAAAGAUGAUCCAGAUGGUUGCUUUACGGCUGGAGAGCACAGUUUUCCAUUCCAGUUCACCAUUCCAGUAGGCUCACCAUCCUCGUUCAAAUCCAAGAUUGCUGAAAUUCGAUACAAGAUUAAGGCCAAAAUUGAUCAACCCGGCAAAGACGACAAAGUAAAGCAGACUCUGAAAGUAGUGGACAUGGUAGAUGCUGACGCUUCUUCUCUCCAGCAACCAGUACGUAGGGAGAAAUCUAAGUCAAUUGGAAUCCUAUGCUGUGCCGCAGGAGAAGUCAAUUACACCAUGGAACUGGCUCGUACUGGAUUUAAUGUCAAGGGCGACAAGAUUCCAAUCCAAUUCCACAUUGAAAACGGCUCUACACGUGACAUCAACAUGGAGGUACGGCUAUUCCAGAAUAUCUCUUACUCUGCAGAUGGUAGGCAUCGGUAUCAGCACGAGAAGAUACUGGAAGAAGAGAGCUCAGUGAUUACCGCAAACAGUACAAUCGAUUGGUCUGCAUCUGGUCUUUCCAUUCCCAAUAUCAUAGUGACUACAAAAUCUAAGAUCUUCAAAGUGGGUUACGUGCUCAGAGUAUGUGCCGAGAUUCCGUAUUCUUUGGAUCCCACCAUAGACAUACCCGUUGUUAUUGGCAAUGCUAGUCUCUUUCGCCCUCCAUCUUAGAAACUGAUAACACUGUGAGCAACAAGUUUUGUUUUUGUAUAAUGUAUAAUUAUAUAAUUAUGUAUAGCGAGUCCCUAAAUUAUACUGAUACAUGAAAUAAAAAUUUAUCAUCAUAA
Messenger RNA from Halichondria panicea, 1037 nucleotides. Its product is annotated as arrestin domain-containing protein 2-like. Lineage: Eukaryota; Metazoa; Porifera; Demospongiae; Suberitida; Halichondriidae. The coding region runs from base 1 to 921 and encodes 306 amino acids. Gene Ontology annotation, cellular component: cytoplasm. Gene Ontology annotation, biological process: protein transport. The record is from RefSeq and is a predicted model, not a curated record. The transcript has a single exon.